CUGAGUUGUUGCGUUGUUGAUGACCUCUCCGACUAAGGAAGCGACGGUAAGGAUCGAGCCAUGAUGGCUGCGCGCCCCGCGCCCCCGUGGCUUCUGCUGUUGGUGACGGUCGCCCUGCCGCAGAGCUGCUUCGGCGCCUCCUCCCACUCCCUGAAGUAUUUCUCCACCUCCAUCUCGGACCCCAGUCAGGGGGAGCAGCCCCACUUUGUUGCUGUGGGGUACGUGGAUGAUCAGAUCUUCGUUCACUACGACAGCCACAGCCAGAGGAUGAAGCCUCGAGUCUCCUGGAUGGAGAAGGUGGGGAAGGAGGAUCCCAAAUACUGGGACAGAAACACCCAGAAUGUACAUGACGAUGAGGAGUGGUUCAGAGUAAGCCUGGGGAACCUGAGGAUUCGCUACAAUCAGAGCGAAGGCCUUCAUACACUGCAGGGGAUGUAUGGCUGUGAACUCUGCAAAGACGGGGCCAAGGACGGGUUUUUCCAGUAUGGCUACGAAGGGAAGACCUUCAUCACCUUCGACAAGGAGACCCUCAUCUGGGUGGCUCCCGAUCCCCAGGCCCAGAUCACCAAGAGGAAAUGGGACGCUAUUCCAGGAAAGAAUGAGAGAGAUAAGUCCUACCUGGAGGAAAUCUGCAUUGAGUGGCUGAAGAAAUACCUGUCCUAUGGGAAGGAGACACUGCAGAGGACAGAGCCUCCAGUGGUGACGGUGAGCAGCCGGACGGAGGUGGAGGAUGGGAUGGAGACGCACAUCUGCCGCCUGGAUGGCUUCUACCCCAGGGACAUCGAUGCCUCCUGGAGGAAGGAUGGGGAGGAAUGGCUGGAAGAGUCCUUCCAUGGGUCUGUGGCCCCCAACGCAGAUGGGACCUACCACUACUGGCUCAGCGUCCGGAUCGACCCCAAAGAGAGGAGCUGCUAUCGUUGCCACGUGGAGCACGACGGCCUGCAGGAGCCUCUGGAGUUGGAGCUGAAGGAGACCCCAAAGGUGACGGUGAGCAGCCGGACGGAGGUGGAGGAUGGGAUGGAGACGCACGUCUGCCGCGUGGAUGGCUUCUACCCCAGGGACAUCGAUGCCUCCUGGAGGAGGGAUGGGGAGGAAUGGCUGGAAGAGACCUUCCAUGGGUCUGUAGCCCCCAAUGCGGAUGGGACCUACCACUACUGGCUCAGCAUCCGGAUCGACCCCAAAGAGAGGAGCCGCUAUCGGUGCCACGUGGAGCACGACGGCCUGCAGGAGCCUCUGGACUUGGAGCUGAAGGAGACCCCAAAGGUGACGGUGAGCAGCCGGACGGAGGUGGAGGACGGGAUGGAGAUGCACAUCUGCCGCGUGGAUGGCUUCUACCCCAGGGAGAUCGAUGCCUCCUGGAGGAGGGAUGGGGAGGUAUGGCUGGAAGAGACCUUCCAUGGGUCUGUGGCCCCCAACGCGGAUGGGACCUACCACUACUGGCUCAGCAUCCGGAUCGACCCCAAAGAGAGGAGCCGCUAUCGGUGCCACGUGGAGCACGACAGCCUGCAGGAGCCUCUGGACUUGGAGCUGAAGGAACCAAAAUCCAACCUGGGGCUCAUCAUCGGUUGCAUUGUGGUUACUCUUGUCCUGGUGUGUGCGAUUCUUGGGGUCCUGGUAUUGUUCAAGAGACGACGUCAAGAUGACUACAAAGCAGCACCAAGAAAUGACGGAGGAUCGAGCAGUUCAGACCAGGGAAGCAAAGAGUCCAUUUAGCAGCCCCCUCCCAGCGUUACUACAAUCCCAGCAUAAAGAAAAGAGAAGAGAAGAUUGGCCUUCUUCUGGAUUAGGCUGGAGCCUCAGGAGGAUCCCUUCAGGCCUUUCCGACAUACUGGGAACAGGAUAUAUGUUAGGUCUUUCAUCAUUGCUCUAAUCUUGAAUCAGUAACCUUUUUAUUAUGAACAGAGAAGAAAAUAGUAUGUGUUUAUAACUGUGGAAUCAAAAGGAUUCAAAUUGGUACCGUUUUGCUGAAAAUAAGACCUAACUGGAAAAUAAGACCUAGUAUGAUUUUUCAGGAUGCUUG
Messenger RNA from Thamnophis elegans (Western terrestrial garter snake), 2020 nucleotides. Its product is annotated as major histocompatibility complex class I-related gene protein-like. Bases 61 to 1713 code for a protein of 550 amino acids. NCBI's taxonomy places the organism in Eukaryota, Metazoa, Chordata, Lepidosauria, Squamata, Natricidae. Gene Ontology annotation, cellular component: external side of plasma membrane. The record is from RefSeq and is a predicted model, not a curated record. Gene Ontology annotation, biological process: immune response. The transcript has 11 exons.